CUGCCUUCGCCUUCACUGGUGAAUUGGCCCCCUCCGCUCCCACUACUCUCUCCGCUUCUGCCGAUUUCCCGCAGUAGCUAUGGCGGUCAUGAGUUUGUUGCAGCGGGCUUCGGUCACUGCGGUGGCAGCUCUGUCUGGCCGCCAGCUCGGUACUCGGCUCGGAUUUGGGGGCUUCCUCACACGUACCUUUCCGAAGACUGUCGCUCCUGUUCGACACAGUGGAGACCAUGGGAAAAGAAUGUUUAUCAUCAAACCUUCUGGAUUCUAUGAUGCACGUUUUUUGAAAUUAGUAAAAUUCUACAUUUUGUUGACUGGGAUUCCGGUAGUAAUUGGCAUAACUCUGAUAAAUGUAUUUAUUGGUGAAGCUGAAUUAGCAGAAAUUCCAGAAGGCUAUAUCCCAGAACACUGGGAAUAUUAUAAGCAUCCUAUAUCAAGAUGGAUUGCCCGCACUUUCUUUGAUGGGCCCGAAAAGAAUUAUGAGAGAACAAUGGCUAUCCUUCAAAUUGAAGCCGAAAAAGCUGACUUACGGUUAAAGGAGCUAGAAGUACGAACAUUAAUGCGAGCGAGAGGUGAUGGACCCUGGUAUCAAUAUCCAACCAUUGAUAAGGAACUUAUUGAUCAUUCUCCAAAAGCAACUCCUGACAACUAAUCUUAUUUUUCCAACUAUGAAGUAUAUUCUCUAUAGUGGAAAAUAAAACAUUAAAUAUAUUCUGUA
Choloepus didactylus (southern two-toed sloth) is the source of this 715-nucleotide messenger RNA. RefSeq names its product NADH:ubiquinone oxidoreductase subunit B5 (gene NDUFB5). The record is from RefSeq and is a predicted model, not a curated record. Lineage: Eukaryota; Metazoa; Chordata; Mammalia; Pilosa; Megalonychidae. Bases 80 to 649 code for a protein of 189 amino acids. The transcript has 6 exons.